GAGAAAGAGACUCGUGAUGAACAUCAGAAGACGAAGAUCAAUGUCCUAAUCUCAGAUCAAGGUUAAAUUACAUUUAUUAAAAAAAAAAUCCAUAUUACUAUUUAUAUUUUUCAACUUCAUUCUUUGCUUCCUCCUUUUCUAUUUAUCACGAGAUCUGUCUUUAUAUUUCUAUUUUCUUUUCUCUCUCUCUCUGGACGACAGUACUUGUUUCCUUUUUAGCUUCGGUGUUGAGUUUUUCUGACUUUCUUCUGAGAAGAAGAAGAAGCUGAAGGAAGAAGCCAUUAGAUUUUGCUUUUUAGAAACCAGAUAAAAAAAAAAAGUACGAGGAUGUCUCAUUCUAGAAGGCUUUCGUUAGAGCCUGCUAUUACAGGAAGGUUCCGCGACUCAUUGAGUUUACAGAGACACGACAACGAUGACGUCAUCAACAAACCAGACUUCCGAGAACUCGAUCUCGGCUCUCCCGUUUCCACCUUAAUGCCACGUGUCUCCACUUCCUCGGCGGCAGCGACUCCCACCAGCAGCUCCGGCUCCUCCGGCUCCGCUUCCGGAAAACCGUCGGUGGCGGGUAAAAGCCACUCCGGCGAGAUUCCCGGUGGCCCCGGAUCCGUAAUGCCGGCGGUUAAGAAUCUUAAACCGGAUCAUCGGAGAUCCUCUUCGACGGGGAAGCCGCUGAUCUUCUCCGGCUCUAGCUUCUCCCACUCGGCGACGAGCCACAGCUCCGCCACGUCAGCAGUGUCGCCGAGUCCCGCCGUUUUACCCGCCGGGAACAUUUGCCCGUCGGGUCGGAUCUUGAAAACCGGAAUGGCGACUCGGAGCUCGACCAGGGCCGAGACUCUCUGCACGGGAACGGGAAACUACGGACACGGUAACGUCGUGCGAAGCGGCGGCGGAGGAAGCAACCACUCGGCGAGAGCAGACGGUGAAAGCCCCGAGGAGCUGAAGAGACUAGGGAACGAUAUGUACAGAAGAGGAAACUUCUCGGAAGCUCUGUCUUUAUACGACAGAGCAAUCUCGUUGUCGCCGGAAAACGCAGCGUUUAGAAGUAACCGCGCGGCUGCGUUAACGGCGUCAGGACGGUUAGGAGAAGCCGUUAAAGAAUGUCUCGAAGCCGUUAGGCUUGAUCCGUCUUACUCUAGAGCUCACCAAAGACUAGCUUCACUCUAUCUCAGAUUGGGAGAAGCUGAGAAUGCAAGACGUCAUCUUUGUUUCUCCGGUCAAUGUCCGGACCAAACCGAUCUCCAACGGCUGCAGAUGCUGGAGAAGCAUCUCCGCCGUUGCUGGGAGGCUAGGAAGAUCGGAGAUUGGAGAACGGUGGUCAAAGAAACCGAUUUAGCCAUUGAGAACGGAGCUGAUUCGUCUCCUCAGCUUGUAGCAUGUAAAGCUGAAGCCUUGUUGCGUCUUAAUCAAAUAGAGGAUUCAGAUUUUUGUAUAUCUUCCAUUCCAAGACAUGAUCAUUAUUACCACACUCAACCACAAGCUAAACUCUUUGGCAUGGUGGCUGAAGCGUAUGUCCUUUGCAUCCAAUCUCAAGUUGAUAUGGCAUUAGGAAGAUUUGAGAGCGGUGUUGUAAAGGCAGAGAGAGCUGCGAUGCUAGACCAGACCAAUCCUGAGCUUGUGUCGGUUUUAAACAACGUGAAGAUGGUUGUGAAGGCACGUACUCGUGGUAACGAGCUGUUUAGUUCAGGGAGAUACUCUGACGCGAGUGUAGCUUAUGGAGACGGUCUCAAACAAGAUGGUUCCAACUCGGUAUUGUAUUGUAAUAGAGCAGCGUGUUGGUAUAAGCUCGGUUUGUGGGAGAAAUCAGUUGAAGACUGUAAUCAAGCACUUAAGAUUCACCCUAGUUACAUCAAGGCACUUCUAAGAAGGGCUGCUUCAUAUGGAAAGCUUGGUCGAUGGGAAGAUGCUGUCAGAGAUUAUGAGUUUGUGAGAAGGGAACUUCCGGGAGACAGUGAAGUUACAGAGUCUCUAGAGAGUGCCAAAAUCGCGGUGAUGAACAGAAGUCAAGUAUCUAAAAGCUUUGGAUACAAUAACCAAGUUGAAGCGGUUUCAACUUUGGAUAAGUUCAAGAACGUUGUUUCACUUCCCGGUGUCUCUGUGUUUCAUUUCAAAUCAUCAUCAAACCGACAAUGCGAAGAGAUAUCUCCCUUCAUCAACACUUUAUGCCUUCGGUAUCCAUUAGUACAUUUCUUCAUGGUGGAUGUGGAGGAAAGCGUGGCGUUGGCGAAGGCAGAGAGUAUCAGGAAAGUUCCAACGUUUAAGAUGUACAAAAAUGGAGAUAAGGUGAAGGAGAUGAUAUGUCCGAGCCACCAGUUUCUUGAGGACUCUAUAAAGCACUUCCUCUUAUAAUACGAAAGCCUAUGAUCAAUCAUAUUAUUAUCUGCUUCCCAUAAUCUUAUCCCAAAAGCCUAUUUUUAAGAAUUAAGAGAAGAGCUAUUAUUCUAUCAUUCAACAAAUUGUUCAUUCUUUUUUUUCUAUAUAAAUUUAUGUGGUUUGACUCUG
Molecule: messenger RNA, 2499 nt
Organism: Brassica napus (rape)
Lineage: Eukaryota; Viridiplantae; Streptophyta; Magnoliopsida; Brassicales; Brassicaceae
Product: inactive TPR repeat-containing thioredoxin TTL3-like
Exons: 7
Coding region: 328-2346 (672 amino acids)
Cellular component (GO): cytoplasm
Molecular function (GO): protein binding
Source: RefSeq, a predicted model, not a curated record